CUGUUUUUAAGCUAAAGUUUCCAUCAAUAAUUUAGUCCCAAUUAGGACUAUCUAUGUUGCCCACUAUUGCAGCUUUUAAAACUGCAAUCAAACUACAAAUAAAAUAAGGGACGUGGUUCUUUUUUUUUUUAAAAAGAAUCAGGGAGGUGGUUAAUAAUCAUAUUUCAAUUCCAAUCAUCAUUAAUUACAUUAUUGACAACAGAGUAAUCGGUUUCACCAAGAGAUUGAAGGCCGAAUACUGGUUAACGAGGACAUGACAAUUUAUAAUCCAUUAGUCUCUCAAAAUGAGCUCCAUGACCAUCAUUUAUCAUCCAUCUUGUGAAUUUUUUGUGACUGAAUUGUUAGUGGACUGAUAAUAGUUUACUAUUUUAAAUUCUGUAAAAGACAAGGCCAUUCCGGUAAAUUCAAAACUAAUACACCAUCCUAACAACCCCGGUGGUCUCACAGGAAAAACACGUCCACCGUCACAACUAACUCCGUCUCAACCACCACGUCGAUGUCCUCCGCCAUCAUUUUUGGCGGAGCCACCGCCGUAAAACCACCAACAUUACCCCAAAAACAUCGUGCUGUAGUCGCCAAUUUCUACUCACCCAAACCCAACAUCACCAGUUGGAAAUUUCAAAACAGAAUCCAAAAUCCCAAUGGCUCAGCUUCACUCCGCUCUCUUCUCCGCCUUCGUGUUUCUUCCAACAAUACACAGUUCAACUCAGUUCCCGAAAAUAACAACAACCAACAGCAACAACAACCGAGUUUUACCGAGUUCAUCACUUCAGAACGAGUCAAAGUGGUGGCUAUGCUCGCUCUAGCUCUCGCUCUAUGCAACGCCGAUCGUGUUGUCAUGUCCGUCGCCAUCGUUCCUCUAUCGCUUGCAAACGGUUGGAGCCGCUCUUUCUCUGGAAUCGUUCAGUCUUCUUUUCUUUGGGGAUAUUUGAUUUCGCCUAUAGGUGGAGGAAUGUUGGUGGAUAACUAUGGUGGCAAAGUGGUUAUGGCUUGGGGUGUGACAUUGUGGUCAUUUGCUACUUUUCUUACUCCCUGGGCUGCAGAGACCUCCCUUUUGGCUCUACUUGCUGUCCGUGCUUUGCUCGGUGUGGCUGAAGGUGUAGCUCUUCCGUCCAUGAAUAACAUGGUGGCCAGAUGGUUUCCUCAAACUGAACGGGCAAGGGCUGUUGGAAUUUCGAUGGCUGGAUUUCAGCUGGGAUGUGCAAUAGGGCUCACGCUUUCUCCCAUUCUCAUGUCGCAAGGCGGUAUAUUUGGUCCGUUUGUGAUUUUUGGUUUGUCUGGUUUUCUUUGGGUGUUGGUGUGGUUGUCAGCAACAUCAAGCACUCCUGACCGAAGUCCUCAGAUAUCAAAAUAUGAGCUGGAGUAUAUAUUGAAUAAAAAGCAAAAGUCUUUUCCAGUGGAGGCAAAGAAAGUUAAAGUUUUCCCUCCUUUCAGACGCUUGCUUUCAAAAAUGCCAACAUGGUCUCUAAUUGUUGCAAACGCCAUGCAUAGCUGGGGGUUUUUUGUUGUUCUUUCUUGGAUGCCCAUAUACUUCAACUCAGUAUAUCAUGUGGAUCUCAGGCAUGCGGCAUGGUUUAGUGCUGUUCCAUGGGUUGUGAUGGCUAUCAUGAAUUACCUUGCUGGCUUUUGGUCAGAUAUGAUGAUACAAAAUGGUACAAGUGUCACUUUGACUCGUAAGAUUAUGCAGUCCAUUGGUUUUGUUGGUCCUGGACUUAGCCUCAUUGGUUUAGCAACGGCAAAAAACCCCUCAGUUGCUUCUGCUUGGCUUACGUUAGCCUUUGGCUUGAAAUCUUUUGGUCACUCUGGUUUUCUUGUGAAUCUUCAGGAGAUUGCACCACAGUAUUCUGGUGUUUUACAUGGAAUGGCAAAUACUGCUGGUACACUUGCGGCUAUAAUUGGAACAGUUGGAGCUGGCUUUUUUGUUGAGCUGGUGGGAUCGUUCCGAGGAUUUCUGUUACUUACAUCACUCUUAUAUUUUCUUGCUGCCCUUUUCUACUGCCUAUUCUCUACUGGAGAAAGAGUAAAUUUUGAUAAUCCUGUUUGCUGAUGAGCACCGGAAGCUAAAUAGAGUUCUACUGUAUAGCUCAAUUACUUGUAUAUGAGAGGAGAUUAAGUGAAGAAUGACCAAAGAUGGUUUACAUUUUCUUACUGUCAUGUUCUUUGCCUCAAAAACAAAAACCUGUCAUUUCUGUAUAAGAGACACCAACCAUCUAUUGGAUGUAAAAUUGUACAGUUUAUUCUUACGUGCAUUGAGGGUCUCUCUUCUACUUACAUUUGGAA
Messenger RNA from Cicer arietinum (chickpea), 2280 nucleotides. RefSeq names its product probable anion transporter 4, chloroplastic. The record is from RefSeq and is a predicted model, not a curated record. Gene Ontology annotation, molecular function: phosphate transmembrane transporter activity. NCBI's taxonomy places the organism in Eukaryota, Viridiplantae, Streptophyta, Magnoliopsida, Fabales, Fabaceae. Gene Ontology annotation, biological process: transmembrane transport. Gene Ontology annotation, cellular component: plastid.